AAGUCCACUGCUUCAAGACGGAAUCAGUGCAGGGUUGGAGCCCUCCCACACAUGUCUGUGUGUGUGUGCAUACUGCUAAACCAGACAAAGCCUUGUAGCUCCUUCGAGAAUCAGUUUUACAUUGCUUGCAGUCUCUCUCUGUCUCUCUCUUCACACUUUCAGUACAGUCUAGCUGAGUGGGUGAAAAGCAAGGAGUUCAUGAGAGAGAAAAGGAGAGAGAGAGAGAGAGAGAGAGAGAGGGGGAAGGUGAGAGAGAGAGAGAGAGAGAGAGAGAGAGCGAGCAAGCGCAGCCACUCAUUCGUCCCUCACUCCAGGCUCUAAGUUUACAGGCAGCCAGGCAGAUUUUCUUGGCUUGGAUGCAGCGCUCAUGACAGGAUUAGGAGCCUGGGAUACAGGAUCAACUGGAGAUCUGCAGGUCCUAGUGGAUGAGCCCAGGUCAGAUUCUCACCCUGCACAGUGGCCCUUGUGUUUCUGAACUGUUUCCCCUGGCGGUCUGAACUCUUUCCAUACCAAGUGGCCUGUCCACUGUUACUGGAGCACCAAGAUCCUCUGUGGUCGACCAGUGCAGCAGUGACUGACCUGUAUCCCUUCGUCAUCCAGCUUCCGAAACUGACCUGAUUGCCAGGCUCCAUCCUCUCCUCUCCUGUCAUGCGUCUCCUUGUUUCCCUCCUGCUCUUGCUACUCCUUGGAUCAGCGGAACCCCGGAGAGGCCCUCGGUCAAAGGCUGUGGAGAGGGGCGCACGGGGCCAUGUACGGGGUAGAGGCAGGCCCGGCGUCAUGAGGCGUCAAACUGAGGUGUGCUUGGAAUACAUGGAGUCAGGAGAAAAAUACCUUGACUGCCAGGAUAGGCAGCUGACCACUGUGAUGCAGGACUGGCCCAAAGAUAUCCACCACCUACUGCUGGCGAGAAAUAGGAUUCAGGUUUUGAGGGACAACAUGUUUGCUCAGUUCACCCAGCUGAAGAGCUUGGAUCUCCAGCAGAACCGCAUCUCCAGGGUGGAGGAUGAUGCGUUCAGUGGCCUCUCCCAGCUCAAAACCCUGCUCCUCCAGCACAACCAAAUGACAACAGCCUCCGAGGAGGUCCUGCUCCCCCUACCCCGCCUUACUUAUCUCCGUCUCUAUGACAACCCGUGGAGCUGCCUGUGUCCCUUGGAAAGCUUGAUCAGAAAACUGCAGCUGCCAGGCAACCGCAACUUGGGCAAUUACGCCAUAUGUGCAGAGCCUCUUUCACUGAAGGGUCAGAAACUAAAAAAGUUGACUGUAGACCUGCUGUGUGAGGAAGACAAGGGGCCAGAACCUGGAGUUGUAGAAUGGCCAAAGCCUCCGCCAAAAAUAAGGAAGCCAGAUGCCACCUCCAUGUGCCGCACGUACAUGUUUCCCAAACCGCUGCUGGAUUGCAGCAACAAAGAUUUGAUUAGCAUCCCACCUGACCUGCCAUCUGACAUAGUGAGGAUGGAUCUGUCCAACAAUAAAAUAAAACAUCUCAAGCCAAAACAUUUUGUGCUGUCCAAAGACCUCAAACUUCUCAACCUCAGCAGUAACAACCUGCACCAUAUAGACACAGGUAACAGAAGCACCGCUCACAUAUUCUCUCUCUCCCACACACACAUGUGAAUCUGAGCACUCGUAUCUGGAUAUCCAAGUAUUUUGUGUUGUCACAGCACAGAAAACAGACCCAACUGCACAACUCAAAGAUAAGAUAAAUUCCAUUUUUAAGGGUGGUUCAAUUCAAUUGUGUCUAUAUAGCAGCCAAUCACAACAAUCUCCUUAAGGUGUUUUAUGCCAGGGAUUAAUAAUAAAAAACAAUUAAAUACAGAGUGGUGUAUAAACAAAGAGAUUUAAAAGUGGUGAGUGAAGAAGAAAUGCUCA
Molecule: messenger RNA, 1869 nt
Organism: Haplochromis burtoni (Burton's mouthbrooder)
Lineage: Eukaryota; Metazoa; Chordata; Actinopteri; Cichliformes; Cichlidae
Gene: lrrc17
Product: leucine rich repeat containing 17
Exons: 5
Coding region: 649-1614 (321 amino acids)
Cellular component (GO): plasma membrane
Molecular function (GO): protein binding
Source: RefSeq, a predicted model, not a curated record